Funneliformis geosporum is the source of this 297-nucleotide messenger RNA. NCBI's taxonomy places the organism in Eukaryota, Fungi, Glomeromycota, Glomeromycetes, Glomerales, Glomeraceae. The record is from the annotation of a GenBank genome assembly.
AUGUCUUCUAACAAAUCUAACGAACCAUCCAAAGUUACUGGUAACGUUAAAUACUAUCAAGGUGCUGCUAAAGAAACUGCAGGCAAAACGUUAGGCAAUGAACAAAUGCAAGCUGAAGGAAAAGCAAAGAAAGCUGAAGGUGAAGGCGAAUACAAAGCCGCACAAGUACAAGGACAAGCCGAGGGUUUUAAAGAUAAAACGACAGGAGGCUUGAAAGCGAUCGGUAAUGAACAGAUGCAAGGAGAAGGCAAGGUCACCAAAAAUGCUGGCGAAGCAAAAAAAGAGAUCAACAAGUAA